This is a messenger RNA of Spirometra erinaceieuropaei, 1845 nucleotides long. Lineage: Eukaryota; Metazoa; Platyhelminthes; Cestoda; Diphyllobothriidea; Diphyllobothriidae. The record is from the annotation of a GenBank genome assembly.
AUGCGGAAAUUCAAAAGUCAGCGGUAAGUGUGAGCCAGGCGCAAACUGCCGCCGCUAAAACAAUCGUGAUUAUAUGUACAGUAGUCUCUCAGCAAAUGAGCUUCUAGUGUUCACUUAAAAGGAUCCAACAGUUUCGGAAAGAACCACCGCAUCAGGGAGUCCGUUCCAUGCCCCAAUGAUCGUGUGAGAGAAGGCGUUCCGUCGGACGUCCGAAUGAGCCAGCUUCUGCAGUUUGAAGGGAUGACCACGCAGUCCACUUCAGUCAAUUGAGGGAAAUAGGCGUGAGCCUUUGUAUAUCAUAUUUUGCACAGUAAAAUUGGUGCGUUACAUGGAGAAAUCAUGUGGGCCGAAAUAAUUCAAAUGGGCAUAUAAUAGUUUGACUAAUUGGACGCGAUUCCCGGGGUUUGAGUUCGAUCCCCAUUACUCUUGUUCCUUUCGGAAAGUGAAUAUGUCAAGAUCCCUGUUGGGAAUGCCUACACUCCCAAAAACAAGAGCCAGCCAAUCCCUGGAGGACACGGGCGUUUUCUCUACAGCGCUGUCAUCUUAAUCGUGGCAACUGCAAUGCUGUGUGUCGUUUCGCGGUACCAGAAUCACUGCGAUCUGUUACAUCAAGUCUGAUCUAAACCUACAUGGUCUCAACUGGAUUGAACAACUCGGUUUGGCCGAUAUGCCGGUCCGCGUCGUUCGCAGUCAGGUGCAGAUUUCUGCUCUACUUGCAGAUUAAGCCAAGGACAGUCUCCAACGGCUGUGUUCCAAGACAGCCUGGGUUGUUGCGCAUAUACUCAAGCCGUGCUACAUCUGUCUCCUGGAAGUCAACGAGUUUUCCGUCCACAGCGACCAGUCCCAUAUGCAGUCCUACCAUUUGUCGAGGCUGAAGUGAAGCGUCUGGAGGAACUGGGAGUUCUGGUUCCUGUAUCCUACUCCGUCUGGGCCUCCCCAAUCGUUGUGGUUAAGAGGCCCAAUGGCUUGAGCCGCAUUUGUGCUGACUUCUCCACCGGUCUCAAUGCCGCACUGACGCCGAACUGCCAUCCACUGUCCGUUGCGGCUGAUCUUUUCACCCUGCUGAAUGGUGGUACUUGCUUUGCCAAGUUAGAUCUCGCUGAUGCGUAUCUGCAGAUCGAGGUCGUCCCAGAGUCGCACGAAUUGUUGACCAUCAACAUCCACCGCGGUCUCUUCCAAUACACCAAGCUGCCCUUUGGUGUCAAGACCGCCCCGGCCCUAUUCCGACAAACGAUGAACGCAAUGCUCUCCGGCAUCCCUGGCACAGCUGGGUACCUGGAAGACAUCAUCAUCGUGGGUCGCUCCCCUGCCGAGCUUCAAGACCGAGUUUGCGCAGUACUCGAACGCGGGCAGGAAUAUGGGUUCAGCCUGCCGUCCGACAUGUGUCAAUUCUUCCUCAUCUUCAUCAAGUACCUCGGAUUCGUUUUUGACGUCACUGGCCGCCAUCCAGGUCCUGAAAAUAUUCGGGCUAUCCAACGGAUGCCUGCACCCAAGAGUGUAUUGCAACUUCGUUCGUUCCUUGGCGUGAUCAGCUACUAUAGCGCCUUCCUACCAUCGCUGCAUGACGUACGGGACCCGCUCGACCGUCUGCUGCAGAAGGAUGCUUCCUGGUGCUGGUCCCCCGACUGCGAAAAGGCCUUCGCCCAGUUAAAGUCGAUGCUGAGUUCAGAUCUGCAGUUCACGCACUACGACCCGAUGUUGCCGAUCGUUGUUGCUGCAGAUGCUUCCAACCACGGAGUUGGUACCGUCAUCUCACAUACUUUUCCUGACGGAUCUGAAAAGGCGAUCAUGCUUGCAUCUCGCACGCUAACUCCUGCGGAGAAGAACUACGGGCAGAUAGAGUAA